AUGGCUGCCGAGGGGAAUCGAGCGCGUCAUGCGCAUGCAGGCACCGUUAAUAACUCAUGCGACCCUGAGCAGGAAAUGACGGCAGACUCGCGGAUACUGGUCUUGCAUCGCACAUUCAACCUUUUCCACAACUUUGCCACUACUUUCGCGGCCCUCUACUUCAUCGGUGGUGUCCGCGUCACGUUUUCUACUGGCAUUGCUGCCGGCGGCAACCUCGCCUACUGGUACAGUCACCAGCCCUCGCACAAAAACGUUUCUAACGGGACAAACAGGACAAGCUUCAUAGUUACAUGCGUCUUUACCUUCAUCACCGCAGCUGUAAUUGCGGAAAUAUGCUCCUCUCUCCCCUUGGCCGGCUCCAUCUACCUGUGGGCAGCAGAGGCUGGCGGUCCACGCUUCGGGCGUCUCUUCGGCUUCGUUGUCGCCUGGUGGAGUACCACGGCCUGGACUACUUUCUGUGCAAGCAACACCCAAUCGGCCGUCAACUACAUGCUCUCAGAAAUCGUAGUCUUCGAUCUCGACUUCCCGUCAGAAGCUUCGAGCGUCAAAUUCCGAGCCGUGCAGUGGGUGGCGACCGAAAUACUGCUCGCCUUGGCCGCAAUUUGGAACCUCUUGCCCCGUCAGUCAUUUCACGCCCUGUUCAAGGACCAUGUUUAUAUGCUGACAGCCGCAGCGCGGUACUUCAAGUGGAUCUUUUACCUGUCCACGUCGUCCGUCAUAGUAGACUUUGUAUUGAACAUGGUCUGGCUUCCCAUUGCCACCUCCAAAACAUAUGGCUUCCGUUCUGCACACGACGCAUUCAUGACCACGUAUAAUGGGACAGGGGCUCCAGCAGGGUGGAACUGGUGUCUGUCUUACCUAGCCACUGCUGGUAUUUUGAUCGGCUUCGACGCGUCCGGCCAUGUUGCCGAAGAGACUCGCAAUGCAAGCAUGUCAGCAGCCCGAGGAAUCUUCUGGAGCACAGUCGUCAGCGGAGUCGGCGGCUUCGUGGUUGUCAUUCUGUUCCUAUUCUGCGUGCCGUCGUCGGACGUGUUUUUUAGCUUUGGCGGCGCACAACCGUUUGUGCCAUUGUAUGCGGCGAUUCUCGGUGACGGCGGACACAUCUUCAUGAACAUAAUCUGCAUUGUUGCUCUUUGGUUUAACACCGCCAUUGCCGUCCUCGCUGCAUCACGGCUCGUGUUCGCCGUUGCCCGUGACGGUGUAUUGCCAUUCUCACCUUGGGUAUCCCAAGUGGUCGACGGGCAACCACGAAACGCCGUCAUAGUCGUUUGGGCCGUGGCCUCCAUCAUCACCUGCACCAUACUGCCGUCCUCGGUAGCGUUCACGUCUCUGGUCUCCGCUGCCGGCGUACCGUCUGCCGCGGCGUACGGGCUCAUUUGCAUUGGCCGGCUGUUUCUUACGCCUAACAAUUUCCCCAGGGCUGCUUGGAGUCUGGGGCGCCUUAGCAAACCCUUCCAGGCCAUUGCUAUUCUAUGGAACGGAUGGGUGGUCGCUGUGCUUUACUCGCCGUAUACGUUCCCCGUGUCCGCCGCUACAUUCAACUAUGCGCCAGUCAUCAUGGGUAUCGUCACCAUCUUUGCUUUGCUUUCGUGGUGGUUUAUCCCGGCAGAGCGGUGGCUGCCCAGCGAGCGAAUUCAGCAAACGCUCGAUGCAAAGACGCCAGGCAGCCAGCAGAGUUUGUCAGAGGAUCAUGUGAAUCCAAAAUAG
Molecule: messenger RNA, 1707 nt
Organism: Metarhizium robertsii ARSEF 23
Lineage: Eukaryota; Fungi; Ascomycota; Sordariomycetes; Hypocreales; Clavicipitaceae
Product: Amino acid/polyamine transporter I
Exons: 7
Coding region: 1-1707 (568 amino acids)
Biological process (GO): transmembrane transport
Cellular component (GO): membrane
Molecular function (GO): transmembrane transporter activity
Source: RefSeq, a predicted model, not a curated record